AUGACAUCAAACAAGAAUCGGAGAACGUGGCGGCGGGCAGUUCGCAGAGCUCUCCGUCAAUGAGUUCUGUGAAACCGGAUGGUGAUCAGGAUGAGAAGCAGGAUGUUCACCGAUGCAUGUGGAGAGGAUGUACAAAGGUGCUCGCCACCUUGGAUACGUUGAUAUCUCACGUCGGUGACGCUCAUAUUGGAAGUGGGAAGGCUACCUACGCGUGUGACUGGGAAGGAUGUUCGAGGGAACAAAAACCAUUUACAAAGAGGCACAAGAUGUAUAACCACCUGAGAACUCACACCGGGGAGAGACCCUUUGUGUGCAAUAUCAAUGGUUGUGGUAAAAGAUUCUCGAGGCCCGAUUCUCUGACAACUCAUGUAAAGACGCAUUCGAAUGUUCGACCAUAUAAAUGUCCGUACAAAAAUUGCACAAAAGCUUAUUAUCAUUCAAGGUCGCUUC
Molecule: messenger RNA, 450 nt
Organism: Acaulospora morrowiae
Lineage: Eukaryota; Fungi; Glomeromycota; Glomeromycetes; Diversisporales; Acaulosporaceae
Source: the annotation of a GenBank genome assembly